AGGAAUUCCGAAAGGCUAUAGCGCACACAGUAAAAGAAAACAAAAACUGUGAAACGUAUUUAACCAGACGUUGACAGCAGUAGAAUCGCAAAUCUGCACGGAAUCCUGACGAGUCUGAUCGCCUGAAAGACAACUCAUGAAAGAUGACAGAAGUUGCAUCAAAUGAAACUAUCUCCAAUACAAAUACGAACAGUUCAGAAAUUCCGGAAACUGCUGUGAUGGAAAACUACGACAAACAUGAUGCGCCCCCUGGUGGCAAUCUUGGGUCAUUCACUGGUCUGGUGCUACUGGUGCAGGGUCUUGGUUUGACUGCGGUCAUCCUUGUAGCAGUAUGGAUGGGACAUUUCCGUGAUGGCUUUGCCUGGACAAGUGAUCCGGCUAAGGAGUUUAACUAUCAUCCGGUCUUUAUGGUGAUUGGUCUCAUCUUUCUGUACUCGGAUGCUAUCCUGGCAUAUCGAGUGUUCCGCAAUGUGAAGAAGAUGUACAUCAAGGUUAUCCAUGGAUUUAUACACUUAGGAGCGCUAAUUUUUGCCUCGGUGGGGCUGAAGGCCGUGUUUGAUUCUCACAAUCUGGCCGCCACACCCAUACCCAACCUGUACAGCCUACACAGCUGGCUCGGACUCAUCACCGUGAUCAUGUUUGGUCUGCAGUGGCUGGUGGGCUUCCUCACUUUCUUGGCUCCAGGAUGUUCCCAGGGACUGCGGGCACUUUACAUGCCCCAUCAUGUAUUCUGGGGUGUUGCUAUUCUAUGUAUGGCUGCUGCCACGGCGCUGAUGGGAAUCACGGAGAAGGCCAUCUUUUUGAAGGAUCAGAUUCAGUAUGCCAAAAAAUCUACAGAAGGCCUGGUGCUGAAUUCCCUUGGUAUUGUGAUUGUAGCCCUUGUCGCCCUGGUGGCUUUUGUGGUAACACGUCCAGAAUACAAGCGUCAGCCGUCCCCAGAGGAAGACCACAUACAGUUGAUGGGCUAAGUGGAAAUACAUUGCCCAAAAUUCUGAAAAAGGAUCUGACUGACAGGCGGUCUCUUGACAACACUGAUCUUCAAACAUUUAACUGGACUACUCACCGAGAUAUUCAAAAUCAAGCUUCCUUAUUUUGCAGAUAGAAAUAUUGGAUGAGAUCUCCUCUAGCUUUCUGUUAUAAAUGUAUAUGGUAGGAAAAUAUAUUUCGGUGGGUCCCAUCAUGUAAAAAUGAACUUUAAAACUUUGAUUAUGAUAAAGUUAAAACUUGGGUUAUAAUAAAAGUUUAGUCCACAAUCAAAUCCUUCUGGCAGAUUAUAUACAUUUUACCUACCAUGUGUGUAAGAAAUGAUCGACAAAAACUAAAAUAAGCAUAUCCUUAAUUAAGGUCCAGAUUACAGUGCAAGAAAUGAUAGCAUUAUAUAAAUAUAUAAAUAUGUGUAUAAAGAAAAGAAAAUGAAAAAAACUCCACAACACCUCUUUAGUACAUAAUUUUGUCGCAUCUUGGCAAUUCUUCAAACUGUUUAUAUAUUUUGUAUAAUAUCAAUGGAUUUAAACAGUUUGAAUUUCACUUCACUUUCUUGUUCUGACUUUGAACUACUUUACUUUCUUGUUCCGACAUUGAACUAUUGGUAGUUCACUUUCUUGUUCCGACUUUGAACUAGUUCACUUUCUUGUUCUGACUUUGAACUAUUUCACUUUCUUGUUCUGACUUUGAACGAGUUUACUUUCUUGUUCCGACUUUGAACUGCUUCACUUUCUUGUUCCAACUUUGAACUAUUGGUAGUUCACUUUCUUGUUCCGACUUUGAACGAGUUUACUUUCUUGUUCCGACUUUGAACUGCUUCACUUUCUUGUUCCAACUUUGAACUAUUGGUAGUUCACUUUCUUGUUCCGACUUUGAACUACGUACUUCACUUUCUUGUUCUGACUUUGAACUAGUUCACUUUCUUGUUCUGACUUUGAACUAGUUCACUUUCUUGUUCUGGCUUUCAGUCUUGUCAUCCUCGAUUGUUUUACUUUGUGUAUUUGUUUAUGGAUCAAUGUUGUCAAGGGUUCUGUAUCCUGUUACUGCCAAUACGUAAUAAUCAACAUUGUUGUUCUAAGGUGCAGUGUCUGAUUGUAUAUAUAAUGUGUUAUUGUGCUAUAGGGUGCUUCAGUUUACUAAGCUGAAUUCGCAGAUAUUCAACACUUCUCAAAGAGAUAUAAUUAUGUUUUCUCCAAAAUUCUAUCACAUUCCUGCGAUAUGUUGUAAGGUCUCAUUACAACACAUUGACUUUUUGUUAUGAGGUUUCUGUUACAACAGUUUAGACAUUUGUUGUGAGUUUGCAGCACAACAUUUAUGACAUUUUGCUGUGAGGUUAUGAGCCAUUCAGAUAGAUAUUUAAAACAGAAUUCCAAAGAUUCAUUUCAGAAAACUUUGGAAUUAUCCACUUAUAUAUGCUCAUAAGCUAAUUGCAUUCACUGGUAAACUUGACUGAACAUAGUUUUGUUGAUGAUAUUUUUCAAAUUUUUUU
Messenger RNA from Pecten maximus, 2473 nucleotides. RefSeq names its product cytochrome b561-like. NCBI's taxonomy places the organism in Eukaryota, Metazoa, Mollusca, Bivalvia, Pectinida, Pectinidae. Bases 144 to 968 code for a protein of 274 amino acids. Gene Ontology annotation, molecular function: oxidoreductase activity. The record is from RefSeq and is a predicted model, not a curated record. The transcript is spliced from 6 exons.